AGAGAAGUAAAUGUCGGGCACGCUUGGGAUGGGCGUUACGUGGGAACUAACCGGCUGGCACCUAUUCCCUGGGGCAGGGCACAAAGUGCAAUAGGUUGCGGCACCUCAAUCCUCGCUGCUGAUUGGCUGAGCCGGAGGUACCGGAAGGAGCUGCCUGUGGGCUUCCUGUCUUCCGUGGGGAACCGAGUAGAAUGAGCGGCUCCGGGGGGAGGCGGCGGGGAGCGGGGCCCGGGACAGCGACACAGAGGGAGGAGUCACUAUCUUGGCGCAAGCAAAAAUCCCUGCAAAUACACCGAGCCCUGACCUCUGACCCUGUGGAUAUCGACGUGCUGAGGGGGGCAGCGGAGAGCGACGGGGGGCUAUUGAGCCAGGAGAUUCGCAGGAAGGUCUGGCCCAAACUGCUCAGUGUCAAUGUCUUCCACCUCCCUCCAAAACCAGGCCGCGGGGUUCGCUGCAGGCACCCAGAUUAUAACCAGGUUCAGAUGGACGUGAGGCGCUCGCUGAAACGCUUCCCUGCAGGAAUGCGCGAUGCAGAGCGCUCGGUGCUGCUGGAACAGCUCACUGACAUGAUUCUCUCUGUGCUGCAGUCUCACCCUGAGCUGCACUAUUACCAGGGCUUCCAUGAUAUCGCCGUCACCCUGCUGCUGACAGUUGGACUCCGACUGGGCACAGGCAUGCUCUCCACCCUCGCUACUCAUCACCUACGGGAUUUCAUGGACCCCACCAUGGACCGGACCAAGCACAUUCUGCAUUACCUGAUGCCGCUGAUACAGAGUGAGAGUAGUGAGCUGCACAGCUUCCUUGUAAGGUCAGAGGUCGGCUGUAUCUUCGCUCUCAGUUGGCUGAUCACAUGGUACAGCCACGUCCUUACUAACUACCAGCACAUCCUGCGGCUCUAUGACUUCUUCCUGGCAUCGCACCCCCUCAUGCCCGUGUACUGCGCUGCCCAGAUGGUGUUAAUGCGGGAGCAGGAGGUGCUGAGGUGUGAGUGUGACAUGGCGAGUGUGCACCAACUCCUCUCCCGCAUCCCCACUCACUUCCCCUACGGGACUCUCGUCUCCCUCAGCCUCGGUCUCUUCCGAAGGCACCCGCCGACCCGGCUCCUCCAACUCACCUCUCAGCACAAAAGUUUUUCCGUUGCAUCAUUUCAUUCUCUUCAGAUCUCGAGCUCCUCUCAGCGGCCGGACUCCAUUCUCCAGAGAGAGGCAGAAUCGGACCCCCCAGCGGAACCCUCGCCUCCCCCGCCCCCCCGCUCUCAGAACCCCCUUGUGAAACUUGCAGUGUGGGGUCUCUCUGCCUCUAUUGGGGCUGCGGCCCUUGCGGUGGCUCAGAGCGCCCUUGAGCUCGGCCCAGAACUGCUAAUGGGUCUGUUCUGAGUAUCCGGUGAGGGAACGAAAUAUGUUGUGUGGAUAACAAUCUCUGGGACAGAGGAGCCCUGAUUGUGGGGCACAGGGGCACUAUACCCAACCAUGUUCCCAUAAUGCCCUAAAGCAUUUC
Xenopus tropicalis (tropical clawed frog) is the source of this 1497-nucleotide messenger RNA. RefSeq names its product TBC1 domain family member 20-like. The record is from RefSeq and is a predicted model, not a curated record. Gene Ontology annotation, molecular function: GTPase regulator activity; GTPase activator activity; molecular function activator activity. Gene Ontology annotation, biological process: vesicle-mediated transport; vesicle organization; Golgi organization. NCBI's taxonomy places the organism in Eukaryota, Metazoa, Chordata, Amphibia, Anura, Pipidae. The transcript has 9 exons. Gene Ontology annotation, cellular component: membrane. Bases 192 to 1376 code for a protein of 394 amino acids.